Messenger RNA from Pelmatolapia mariae (spotted tilapia), 4852 nucleotides. Its product is annotated as pleckstrin homology domain-containing family A member 6. Lineage: Eukaryota; Metazoa; Chordata; Actinopteri; Cichliformes; Cichlidae. The transcript is spliced from 23 exons. The record is from RefSeq and is a predicted model, not a curated record. The coding region runs from base 1 to 3144 and encodes 1047 amino acids.
AUGGUAGGAGAACAUGAGAUGUGGUUCUGUGGAGUGUGCCAGGAGGAGGAGGAGAUGUGCACGCCUACACAUAAAGGCACACACUCAGCCAAAGCAAAAUUGUCGGUGCGCAGCUACAUUUGCGAUUUAAGAGAUGACAAAGAGGAUACAGUGUUAGGGAGUCUGCCCCUGCUCAGUUUCCAGAUUGGAGGAGUAGAGCUUUCAGAAAACAUCAUCCGCAAAUUUGCCUUUAAGGUGGAGCAUGUUGGGACCAGGACAUACUAUUUCAGCACAGACAGCCAUGCAGAACAGGAAGAGUGGAUCAGAGCCCUGAGUGAUGCUGCUGAGGUCAAUAGUCAACCAACAAACAGGAAACACCAAGAUACGACAGCUUUUAUCAACCACAGCAUGGAGACAAAGCCUCCUUACUCACAAACACAACAGAAUCCACACAUACAAACAAAGAAUGAAACUGACACCAACCUGGCCCUCCACUCUAAUAUCAAUGGGGUUGACAGCCCUGGAACAUCUGCAAGCUCAAACCUUUGCUCUCACAUAAAUGAUAGAAUGGAAGGGAAAAGUGUAGAAGCUGAAGGGGGAAGAACAACUCCUCCUCCUAGUGCCAUGCCCCUCAACAGCAGUAGCAAACCCCCUCCAUCCAAGAGCCACAAUGGACAUCAACCAGCUGAGGGACAUGAAGAGCCAGGUGUUGGUUUAUCAUAUGACCCCAGGGAACAGCAGGAGAAUGUGGUGCUGAGGAGAGGUUUUGUCCCAAGGACAGCUCCAGAGAGGUUGGCCCAAAGAAAGUGCUCAAUGGCUCAACUGCAACAGUGGGUCAACCAGCGGCGGGGCAUGGCCUCGCAAGAAGACAUCAACAGGCCACCCUCUUACUAUUCUGUGAACCCAGAAGUCUCAGCUGGCUACUAUAACUUUGUGGACGAAUACUCUUUGUACCUACCAGGGGUCCGACCAGACAGCAUCUGCUCUAUGUCUUCUGUGGGGGGCUAUGACAGACUAUGGACUAUUGAGCAAAAGCGACACUCUCUGAGGGAUGAACCCCACCGGUUGUACAGGAAACAGAUGCCCCAAGACCAAUGGGGGCCACAGUACUAUGGUGGAAUGGAAACAUCCAUGAGGAGCCUGUUUAUUCAGCCACGCUCCAGGUCUGUGCCCAGAUCACCAUCCUCACCAUUGAGGCGGCCCUAUUCACCAGCGUCAUGCACCUAUGCCUCACCUGCUCGAUCACCAUCCAAUUGUUUUGACCGGUUUUCAGGGAGGAUGACAGAAGAUGCAAUCUAUCCACCAGUCUACAGUCUGAGAAGAUCUUUCAGCUCCCCAAAGUAUAACUACCAUGGUGAUAGGAGGUCAUUAAGCCAAGGAUUAUACCACCACAACUACCCUGUAUCCCCUUCUGUUCACAGUAAAAUGGAGGAUAUAUUAGAUUUUCAGCUCCAGCGCAACCUGGAUUACCUAGAUCAACAGGUGCCUCCUUUCCAGAAUAUAAACUACAGAGAACUGCAUCCUACACUGAAACUCAAUGAGAUCGAAACCAGUAAGCUCUUGGGGCGAUUAUGUGAGCAGAACCAGAUUUUGAAAGACCAUGAGGCAGUUGUCCACAGACUGAGAAUGAAUAAGGACAGCCUAGAGGAAGCACUGUUGGCUACUCAUCAGGAAAUGGAGAUAUACCAUAACCAGCCUUUAAUCAUGGAAAAGCUGCAGUUCAAAAAGGAAACCCAGCAGAACCAGCUGAUUAACAUUAGAGGGGAGCUCUCCCAGGCCUCCAGUGCUUUAACAACUGCUUGCAUGGAGUUUGAAGCAUUAGAGGAUGAGGCCAAUGCCAUCCAUGGAGACCUGUGGGAGCAGCUUAAUGCAGGAGGACAGAGUGAAUUAGUUCGGAGGCACAUCCAAAAAGAGUUUUGGAGAGUCCAGGAUGUAUUAGAAGGUCUACAAAAGAACAGCUUAUCCAGAGGCAUAAAAACAGCCAAGGGUAGAGUUGACAGUGGUGCAUCAGGGUCCUUUACCACCAAUAGUCCAGCAAGCCCACUGAGCUCAGUAAGCCUUACCAGCCCGCUGAGCCCCUACUCCCCAGUGCCUGCUUGCCAGGCUUCUCCAACCAAGGAGUUGGGUCUGGAGGAAAGUGUUCCCCCUAGGCCUCCCCUUCCCAAAUCCUAUUACCCAUUGGAUCCCUCCUAUACCUUUCCUCCCUCCAUCCCUCCCCUGCCUUUUGACAGCACAACCUGGCCACACAGCUUCGGCAUCGAUGUUGAUUACCUUGGUGGUGAAGAUUCUGACUUCAGAAAGCCCAAGUUUGGAGAAUCGAACAAUAUCAGUGAUGUUCAGGAGCAGGCCCAGGACAGGCAGUCCACCAUGAAUAAAGUUGGCAUUGUUCCUCCUAGAACCAAAUCCCCCACUGAUGAAUCACAGAGGAACUUUACUGAAGUUCAUCGCCGUAACAGCAGAGUGCUUAAUGGAGUCUCCAGGGAGCGCCCAAAAAGUGCUGCUUUUCCCACAGAAAUUAAGAUGAAGAUGAGUGUGGAGGAACAGAAUGAGCGACUUCGUCGCAACCAGUGCAGCUCUAUGAGGGACAAAAGGAGAAGCCUAAACCUGUCAGGAGGCCAGUCUCCAGCCAAUUACAAAGUGGUUCGUAGGCGGCUGACAGCUCAUGAGAUUGACAUCAAAGACUUAGAGAAGGCAGUUCGAGGACAGGGGCAAGAGUCACCAGAGGAAGAAAUUGCUCGUCUGAGACGUUUACAGAUUGAACCAGAACAUUACAACAUCGGCAAAGAGAUGGCUCCUGACAAGGUUGUGAUCCCUGAGCGCUACCUGGAUGUGGAGAAGGACACUCCCUUGAGCCCAGAGGAGCAGAAGGAGAAGCAGAAGAAGCUAGAACGAAUCAAGACCCUUAUUGCCAAAUCAAAUCUGCAGAAUAUGGUUCCCCUUCUGGACGGCCCAGUGGAAGGUGGAGCUCCAGCCAGCUCCCAGCAGCAGUUGCAGGAGCAAGAGAAGCGUAUUGAGAUCUCCUGUGCUCUGGCUGCUGAGGCCUCUCGUCGUAGUCGCCUUCUCUCUGCUCAGUGUGCCUCCAGUUCUCCAGUCUCCCCAACAAACAUAGUUUCUCCCCCUUCCUCGGCUGACUUUCCCAACUCCACCCACACCAUGAAGGUGUGAUUCUCACAAGUUCAAGCCCUGGGUGCUGUAAAGGUUGAUGGAGCAUCUUUCUGAGGAUUGACUCAAAAAACUGGAAAGUCUCAGAAAAUGGAAAAAGAAAGACCAAAUUUUUACAACAAAAUCAUUUAAAUGUGUCAAAUUAAAUUUCUGGGAGGUAAUAACAAUUUGAAAUCCAAAAUACUCAUGAACUCAAGACUCCUCCUGUUAUAUAUGCACUGUAAUGACAAAGGAACACUGAAGAUCACUUAGCAUACUUCUUUUUCUUUUAGCUCAGGAUAUAUCCUACAAAGUAGAGAUUACUGAAAAACUAACAAGGGAACAUAGCAUAUAAGAAGCUCACGCUGAAGAUCAACUAUGAAAAAAAGCUACAGAGAGUAUGAAGAGAGACAGUUUCUAACAGUGUGAUGUAAAUGAAUCUAAAGAUGCAUCUGGACCCUGAAAGCCAAAGUGAAAGUCAAAGAACCAACCAGCCCAACUACUGGCCUGUGAAGCUCAGUGAGGAGUGAGGCUGUGGAUAUUUAUUCACACUGGUUGAAGCCUUUGGAAAGUUUCGUGUAACAGAAUCACAUUUUCUUUACGGUCGGAUGCUGUGUAAAAUGCAAAUAAAAACAGAAUGUAAUGAUUUACAAACAAAUUAAUUACGUUUAUGAAAACGGUACAAGAAAAACUAUAUAUAAUAAAAAGGAGAAAUUGUUUUUGAAAAGAAGAAGCUCCCAAGUUUAGUGUAAUUCAUUUCAUAAUGCACCAAAUGUUUACAGUGAGUGAUUGACCUGAAGUGGAGGCAGGCCAUUUUAGGACCUGGACAUGUUAUCAAUGCUGAUACAGUCCAAGGAUUUGGCAGAAAAGCAGAUGUGUGUUUGAGAGCAUGUUGCUGUAUAAACUUGUACACAUAUCGUUGCAUGUAAGUAAAUGGUGCCUUCACAGAUGUUGAAAAUAUCUAUACCAUGAUGCACCCUCAAAUUGUUACUGAUGCUAGCCUUGAAGCUGUGCAUCAGUGACACGCAGCAGCUUUAAAAUAUGUUGCUGCUUUAUGUCAACAUUUGAUAUGGAUCUUUUGUUUUUCUUUACAUUUUAUACAGCCUACCAAGAGCUGAACACAGAUGCCGUGUAGUCAUGUACCCUUCGUGGUGUUACAGGUUUGUCUCUGAGCACGAUGUCCCCGACGCUGAAGAGACCUAUAACCUCUGUACAUUGAAAUAGCCAUCUGACUGGUGUGGGUACUGUACAGCAAAAAUUGAGGGAUGUUGAAAAUUUAUGUAGCUGAAAUCUGGUGGAAACCAAGACAGGUUGUUGCAUAUGAAUGUAAUUUAAAUUGGACUCACAUAUGGGAUUGCUAGUUCUAUUUUUAAGGGACAUGAUUACCUCAACACAGACACAUACUGCAUUUGGUUAAAUGGCUUUGCACUUAACAUCAAAUUCAGUAAGAGUUCCUCGACGACUUUUCCCUGUGAUUGUGUCACGUUUUUAGGUAUGUGGAUUGUUUGUUUCUAUAAAUAAUGAUAUGCUGUAUAUGGAAUGGGACAAUAGAAGUGACCUUAGAAGAGCAGUUUGGUAGUUUGUUAUUUAAAAGAUGUUCUCUUUUGUGAGGUAUUAUAUACUGAAAUACUGGCAUUUCAUCCAGUAAUGCAGUGCCAUAACAUGUUAUUUGCUUCUUGUACUGUAUAUACAUAUAUAUAUAUAUAUAUAUAUAUAUAUAUAUAUAUAUAUA